This is a messenger RNA of Hevea brasiliensis (rubber tree), 1158 nucleotides long. RefSeq names its product glycine-rich cell wall structural protein 2-like. Bases 333 to 977 code for a protein of 214 amino acids. Lineage: Eukaryota; Viridiplantae; Streptophyta; Magnoliopsida; Malpighiales; Euphorbiaceae. The record is from RefSeq and is a predicted model, not a curated record. The transcript has a single exon.
AUUGCAUGAAGACACAAGUAAGCACUGUCCACCACCAUCUCUCUCACCCCCACAAUGCCACUGCCACCUACACCACUUUAUUAUCAUCUAGAUUACCAACCAAAUUAAAGAAACUACCAUCUAGAAUUUUAAGAAUCUUUUCAAGAAAUCUGUCUUUGCAAUGCCUAUAUAUAGGGUUAGCUCCUUAACCAUUUUCCACCCACCAUAAGCAUUGGCUUCUCUUAUCAAACACUUAUAUGUACACUUAAACACAGACCUAUAGAGAGAGAGACAGAGAGUUUCUUGAAUCUUUAUUGUAAGCUAUACUAGCUUUGUGUUUUGGAAGCUUGGAAAUGGCAAGCUCAAGGGUGCUAGGUGCUGCAUUAUUGGUCUUGCUCCUUGUCGAGCUCUGCUUCGCUGGAAGGUCGUCAAAUUCGAUUUUUGGUAAAGGAGGUGGGGGUGGUGGAGGAGGAGGACAAGGUGGUGGAGGUGGUGGUGGUGGUUUAGGUGCAGGAGUUGGGUAUGGCUCCGGUUAUGGUUCGGGAUAUGGGUCUGGAGGUGGUGAAGGAUAUGGUGGUGCAGAAGGGUACGGUGGUGGAGGAGGCGGAGGUCGAGGCGGAGGUGGUGGUGGUGGUGGCGGGUCUGGUGGUAAAGGGUAUGGUUCAGGCUUUGGGUCUGGCAGCGGCUCAGGCUACGGCUCUGGCUCUGGUGGUGGGAGAGGAAGUGGUGGAGGUGGAGGCGGUGGAAAAGGAGGAGGAGGAGGUGGAGGUGGAGGCUUAGGAAUUGGAAGUGGGUCAGGUUACGGUUCUGGAUAUGGAGGCGGGUCUGGAUAUGGAAGUGGAGGAGAAGGAAAAGGUAGAGGUGGUGGAGAAGGCGGAGGUGGUGGAGGAGGAGCAGGAGGUGGUGGUGGUGGUGGUGGGAAUGGCUCUGGCUAUGGUUCAGGCUACGGAAGUGGGUCUGGAUAUGGAGGAGGAGCGGAAGAUGGUGGUUACCCAUGAGCAAGAACAAGGAAGGGGUAUUUGUGCUUGGGUAGCACUGUACUGUGUACGGCGUUUGUAUGUUGGAAUAAAAUUAUAUUGGAGCUGCUGUAUCACUUUUAUAUUCAUAAUAAUGUUUCCCUCUCGUUUUCAUGUAUUAUAUAAAUAAUAAAAGUAUCUUUUCUUUGUAAUUAAUUUUUAA